CACACCUUAUCCGUAUUUUUAGGUGGGGCUCAGUCUGCAAGUGGCUAAGUGCAAAAAAGUGAAGAAAUCUCGUUCAAAAAUGCCCAUCUUAAUCAAAGACUUCAGUUGGAGCGAGACGGAGACUCACGUUACCCUAACAAUUCCUCUGAGAGGCGUCAGACCCAACAAGGCAGACAUAUUUUCGAGCAAUCUCUACAUUAAAGUCAAUUUCCCGCCAUAUUUGUUUGAGGCCCAUCUCUUUGCACCUGUACUAGAGGAACAGUGUAGUGCUAGGGUUGGGAACGGGGCUGUUGUGUUUAAUCUGGUAAAAGAGAGUCCCGCAAUAUGGGGGAGGUUGGUAUGCGAGGAAGAGAGUCGAGAUAAAAUGACUUUAAUAAGACAAGAAGCAAUAGAACAUGGCCACCUUAAAUACAAGGAAGAAGCCAAAGAGAAGGCAAGGAAGAAGAGAGAGGAAGAGAAAUUUGCCAUUAAGCAGCAAAUGAAGCUAGAGGAAGAAGAGAAAGACAGAAUAGAGAAGGAAAAGCAGGAUGAAAGGGAUAAAGCAACUUCAGAGCUUGAGAGUUGGAAGAAAGCUCCACCUUCUGCUCCACCUACUCGUUCAGUUCGAAAAGACGUGUGGACAGGAAAGGAGGAACAGCCCCUCCCUCCUCCUAGAGCUGGUGGAAAUAUCACAAUCACCUUCACACCACGUCCAUUCACAAACGCAGCAAGAGAAUCCAAGGUAGCUGAAGAAGAAGAAUGGCUAGCUAAGAUGGCUGCAGCACGUAAGAUAAAGCAGCCAGACAAUAAGAAAGAUAAUAAAAGGAAGGGAGAAGAGGAGGAGGAGGGUGAGAGUAUCAACGAGAGGAACCCAGAGUUUCUAAAAGACCGUGGUAAUGAAUUUUUCAAAACUGGCAACUUCGAGGCUGCUAUAAACGUUUUCACUCAAGCUCUCAAACUUAACCACCUUCUUCCAUCACUUUAUGCUAAUAGAGCAGCUUGUUAUCUCUCAACUGGCAAUACAGAAGCUUGCAUAAGCGAUUGCUGUAAAGCCCUUGAGCUCUAUUACCCCGUAGUACCUGCUAAUGUCUCGUCAAGAGCUAAGGUUCUAGCCAGAAGAGGGACUGCUUAUGCUAAGGAAGGAGAUUUGGAUCUUGCUUUGCAGGAUUACGACACAGCUGCAAAGUUGGAGCCAAAAAACUCAUCACUCCAAGAAGACUAUCAGAACUUGAAAAAGCACAUUAUGUCACUUAAGAUAUGAUUUUAUUAUAUUUUUAUUCUAUUUAUUAAAUUUUGAUUAUCAAUCAUAAUUUGAAAAGA
Molecule: messenger RNA, 1299 nt
Organism: Amphimedon queenslandica
Lineage: Eukaryota; Metazoa; Porifera; Demospongiae; Haplosclerida; Niphatidae
Product: dyslexia susceptibility 1 candidate gene 1 protein homolog
Exons: 2
Coding region: 80-1240 (386 amino acids)
Biological process (GO): cilium movement; outer dynein arm assembly; inner dynein arm assembly
Molecular function (GO): protein binding
Source: RefSeq, a predicted model, not a curated record